Molecule: messenger RNA, 864 nt
Organism: Auanema sp. JU1783
Lineage: Eukaryota; Metazoa; Nematoda; Chromadorea; Rhabditida; Rhabditidae
Source: the annotation of a GenBank genome assembly
AUGACUCGUAUUGAAUCUGUGAAUAACGAUGAUCUUUCAUUGAAAAAGCACAGUGGAUGUCGAGCUGUCGUUUUCAAAAUGCAAUAUUCAUAUAUAUUCGUUGCCUUGACUCGUGUUAUUAGCUCACCCAUGGACGAGUAUUCAAUACUAUCUCUUUCUAGUCAAGAUUCCAAAUUAGCCAAAUUAGUAUUACCAAACAAUGAAGCCACAACUACAUCUCCAACCAAUUCUGUGAACGUUAGAUUAGAUUGUUACUCUCAACGUCAAAAGAGCUUAUCACGACGAACAGGUGGAGACCUUAUAGUUUACAUACCAGCUUGCUCAUCAAAAAAUACAUCGCAUUAUCAACAAGUUCAAUGUCAUGAGCAGACAAGAUACUGUUGGUGCGUUCAUAUUGAUACGGGCGAGCCGAUUCCCGGAACGACAUCACUGAUUGAUAAACCAAGAUGUCCUGAAGAAAAACUAGAUAAACGAAAGCCAAAACAAAGAUGUGCAGCUCAUCGACGUCUCAGAUUUCUUCGUCGACUGGUCUCCUCAUUAGAAACAGAACUGAUAAUGGCAGGAAAUGUCACAAAUAAUAAGAUAGAUCGAGAUGCUGCUCUAAUAUGGAAGUUCAAUCGAUUAGAUAAGAAUAAAAAUAAAGUAUUAGAGAAAUCCGAAUGGAGACCUUAUAAGGUUGUGCUUCUGCAAUGGAAAAGGUUUCGAACAUGUAGUCGUAGUCUGUUCAAAACGUGUGAUAAUGAUGGAAACAAGAAGUUGACACAAAAUGAAUGGAAAUCAUGUAUUGCCAAAGAAGUGAACUGGGUUCCAGCCAAGCGUCCAGAACAAUUGAAUCCUUUCUUGUAUGUACUUAAAGCUGAAUAA